This is a messenger RNA of Marchantia polymorpha subsp. ruderalis, 2011 nucleotides long. The record is from the annotation of a GenBank genome assembly. Lineage: Eukaryota; Viridiplantae; Streptophyta; Marchantiopsida; Marchantiales; Marchantiaceae.
UCGACUGGAAAUCGAUCAGUGCUGUUCUGGGACGCACUCGCUCACCGAGAUUCUGAUUGUAAUUCGCCGAUUCGUCAAUUCAACAACCGGUCGGUACGUAGUUGUCGAUCUUUUAGCGAUCGAUCUGGUCCAGGUUUCGUGCGUGAUGGAAGCCGAAAUUCGCAACUGUCGAAAGUGUGCCUAAUUAGCUAUCUCGCAGAGGUUGAAGUCACGGGUGGUUCUGAGGAAUGGCCGUUUCCCGUGUGAGCGCAUUGCGCUCUAUACUACGUUUCUCGCCUGCAGCGUCUUCGGCAUCCUUCCAGGCGAGCCAAUUCGGAUCGGUGGUCGGAAAUAAUCUCCCAACUGGUGAGCGGCGGCCAUGGGAAGGCAGAGGAUAUGGGUUAUCCUUUUGGACCAGGAGGCACAUGGCAACAUUUAUCAGGACAAAACCACAUUUGAAUAUAGGUACAAUUGGGCAUGUCGAUCACGGAAAAACUACCCUCACCGCGGCUAUUACGAAGGUACUUUCAGAGUCCGGAGGUGCGAAGGCAGUUGCUUUCGAUGAAAUUGAUAAAGCACCUGAAGAAAAGGCGCGUGGUAUUACCAUUGCGACGGCACACGUUGAGUAUGAAACGGCAAACCGACAUUAUGCGCAUGUGGACUGUCCUGGACACGCCGAUUACGUCAAGAAUAUGAUCACAGGUGCUGCACAAAUGGAUGGUGGUAUUCUGGUUGUCUCUGCUCCGGAUGGACCAAUGCCCCAAACCAAGGAGCAUAUAUUGCUCGCGCGCCAGGUUGGUGUCCCAUCUUUAGUGUGCUUCUUGAACAAAUGCGACGUCGUGGACGAUGAAGAGCUAUUGGAGUUGGUCGAGUUGGAACUGAGAGAAUUGCUCACUUUCUACAAGUUUCCUGGAGAUGACAUUCCAAUCGUUAGGGGAUCUGCACUGUCGGCACUCAAUGGUACAAAUGAGGCGUUGGGUAAGAAUGCCAUCCUGGAGUUGAUGGCUGCAGUUGAUCGCUACAUUCCCGAACCUGUUCGGGAUCUUGACAAGCCUUUUUUGAUGCCCAUUGAGGAUGUCUUCUCGAUCCAGGGUCGUGGAACUGUGGUAACUGGAAGGGUAGAGCAGGGUAUUGUUAAAGUUGGUGACGACGUAGAAAUCGUGGGUCUGAAGCAGGGACCGGCUUUUAAGACCACUGUCACUGGAGUAGAGAUGUUCAAGAAACAACUGGAUCAAGGCCAGGCUGGAGAUAAUGUCGGUCUGCUCAUGCGAGGUGUCAAGCGCGAAGAUGUGCAAAGAGGGCAGGUGGUGGCCAAACCAGGGUCAGUGAAGACAGCAAACAAGUUUGAGGCUGAAAUAUACGUACUGACAAAAGAGGAGGGAGGCCGCCACACCGCUUUCUUUUCGAACUACCGACCGCAAUUCUACCUUCGAACUGCAGAUAUUACUGGCAAAGUGGAGCUGCCAGAACACAUCAAGAUGGUGAUGCCUGGUGACAAUAUAACAGCAACUUUUGAGCUAAUUACGCCCGUACCCAUUGAUGCUGGGCAAAGAUUCGCCCUUAGAGAAGGAGGUAGGACAGUUGGAGCAGGAGUUGUCUCGAAAGUGUUGAGCUGAUUCCGCGAAGAAAUCUCUGGAUAUACAAAUUCUGGCCUGUCCCUUCGCUUCUUUUUGCGGUUUGUUAAAUUGAGGGAUUCGGUUCUCUUUAGUGCGCAUUUUCUUGCCCGAGGUGACGGGUCGUUGUUUUUUUCACGAAUAACAACAGGUGAAACUAAACUGCGGACAGUGUUAAGGUCGAGCAUAUAUUUGCUUGCGUUUAGAACUUACGGGUACAACAGUCCAGGUUAAAUCACAAGGUUCGUGGUUGCUCUAAAUCGGGAGUAACGCGUUAAUACGAGAUGUGUUUCGAAACCCAGUUAUCACAAGAAGCCGGUCACGAAAUAGAAGUGCAAAUUUUGCUCCACCCAGGGUACUGGCCGUUCCUUUUCAUCUGUCGAGCACACGUGUAUGAUAUUGCGCAAUUUGAAAUGGUU